Messenger RNA from Aspergillus novofumigatus IBT 16806, 1628 nucleotides. RefSeq names its product putative FMN dependent dehydrogenase. The record is from RefSeq and is a predicted model, not a curated record. The coding region runs from base 111 to 1247 and encodes 378 amino acids. Lineage: Eukaryota; Fungi; Ascomycota; Eurotiomycetes; Eurotiales; Aspergillaceae. The transcript is spliced from 2 exons. Gene Ontology annotation, molecular function: FMN binding; oxidoreductase activity.
CGUCAGAGUACCAGUCCUUCCGUGAAAUACUUAGUCUAGAGCAAUGACGUGGUUCCAGUGCAAUAUAGAUACAUAAACCUACAAUACUACUUCAAAUACUAGGUAGAGACAUGGCAAACGCACCCCACACCUACGGCAACGAAGUCUACACCGACGGCCUCCAAAACAUCAAAGCAGCCAUCAGCUUCAACCCGUACGACUGGGAAAUCCACGCCCGAGACCUCCUCUCCGCCAACAGCUACAGCUACAUCUGGGGCUCCGCCGGCCUCCGCGAAACAGACACCAACAACCGCGACGCUUUCCGCAAAUGGGCGCUCAUCCCCUCACGCCUCGUCAGUGCCGACUUCCCAUCCCUUAAAACCACAGUUCUGGGUCAGGAAUACGACUACCCCAUCGCCAUCGCGCCCAUCGGCGUGCAGCGCAUCUUCCACCGCGACGGGGAGCUCGCGGCCGCGAAGGCAGCGAGCGCACAGCAUGUGCCGUAUAUACUGAGCACGGCCUCGUCGACGAGCAUCGAGCAUGUGGCGGCGGCGAGCUGGAAUGGGGCGAGGUGGUACCAGCUUUACUGGCCGCUGCGCGAGCACGAUGAGAUUACGGUGAGUUUGCUUCAGAGGGCGAAGCGCGCGGGGUAUAGAGUGUUAGUCGUCACGCUCGACGCGUACAUGCUCGGCUGGAGGCCGUCGGAUCUAAAUAACGGGUAUAACCCGUUCUUGCGAGCGGACAAGAUCGGCGUCGAGCUGGGGUUCUCGGAUCCGGUGUUCCAAAGGCGGUUUCGGGAGAGGCACGGGGUGGAGGUCGAGGAGGAUAUGGGGGCUGCGGCGGGGGAGUGGGCGCAUAUGAUCUUCCCUGGGCGGAGUCAUUCGUGGGAGGAGAUUGGGUUCCUGCAGGGGCAUUGGGACGGGCCGAUUGUGCUGAAGGGGAUCCAAAGUGUGGUGGAUGCGCGGCGGGCGGUGGAGGUUGGGGUGCAGGGGAUUGUGAUUGUGGAUGCGGUGGGGGAGCAGAUGGAGGUGCUGUUUGAUUCGGGGGUCCGGGGUGGUGCGGAUGUCGCUAAAGCGCUGGCGCUCGGGGCGAAGAUGGUGCUGAUCGGCCGGCCGUAUGCGUAUGGACUGGCUAUUGCGGGUGAGGCGGGUGUCUCGCAUGUCCUGCGAAGUAUCCUUGCGGAUCUGGAUCUCACGCUGCACCUGGGGGGGAUCGAAUCGGUGUCUCCUCAGCAUCUCAAUCGGUCAAUCCUGCGCCGAGUGAGGUAGGAGCCACCAUGAUCAAGGAUUUCCUGGCAAGGGGGAGGUAUCUGUCUUGUUGCUGUUCACAGGUUUCGGGGAGACGCUGAAAAAGCUUAUAGUCAGGUGUUCAUUAUAUAGCUCGUAUAGACCAGGUGGGUGCUUCUGCUUUCAAUGCGCACGGCGAAAGCUAUUCGAACUGAUCAAGUCGACUCUCGAUCCACUCCAGGAGAUUCGUCCCAUCGUCCAGCAAGAUCGACUCCCCAUUCAACCAAUCCGCCGCUACCGCAUCAGCAGGUAAACUAGAGGGCAACGGCGACGGAUUGGCCGAUAAGGCCAGGUUGAGGAUGCGGCAAAGGAUAACGCGUGCACGCUGGCAGAUGUUGUAAUUUCCCUCAUGCGGUCGAACGA